AUCUUCCACCAGUCGGCAGCACGAUCGAGAGCCCUUGAGCUUAUAGCAAGUAAGAUGGCCUCCACCGACUCCAGCUUACCAAGUGAAAAUCCCGCCAAGAAGGAGGAUGAAUUUAACGAAUUUUACACGGAGGUUAAAGAAAUUGAAAAGAGAGACUCUGUGCUGACUCCCAAACAACAAAUUGAUAGAUUAUUGCGACCUGGGUCAUCUUACUUCAAUUUGAAUCCAUUUGAAGUUUUACAAAUUGAUCCAAGCACAGCAAUAGAAGAAAUAAAAAAGAAAUACCGUCGUAUGUCAAUUUUGGUGCAUCCAGACAAAAAUCAGGAUGACGCCGAAAGAGCGCAGCAAGCCUUUGAAAUUGUUAAUAAGGCGUGGAAAACCCUGGAAAAUGAGGAGACUAGAUCAAAAUGUAUGGACGUUAUUGAGGAAGCAAAGGCUCGGACUGAUCACAUGAUUGCAGAAAAGAAAAAGAAGCUAAAGAAAGAAGGAAAAUCUGAGAACACAGGUCCAACACUUUUAGAGGAAGAAACUGAAGAAGGUUACAGGCACGCUGUCUGGGUUAUGACAAUGAAACUGUUCGCCGAUAUGGAGCGAAGAAGACGUGAACUCGCUACAAGAGAUGCAGAGCAGCGUAAAAGAAAACGCGAAGAGGAAUUGUCUGCGGAAGCCCAGGCAGCAAUGGAGCGCGAAUGGCAACGAAACUUCGAGGAGUCUAGACAAUCACGCGUUGACAGCUGGAAAGCGUUUCAGUCUGGUACAAGCGCCACAAAGCAAAAGAAAGCAAAGAAGCUAAAAGCUUUCAGGCCACCAAAAACGAAGGCAGAGUCGCGAUAAUCGUGAUCAUCCCUCGUUUUUCUCUACUUCCGGUGUGCGGAUUCUGAUUUUAGUCGACGCAAUGUUUUAUCUUAGAAAUUUUCUCGCAGCGUUAAGGUAGAUUAAGAGAUCUAAUAUCGCGCGAUGUUGAUCCAACAAUGAAGUGCCGGAUCACAUUAUCUUGAAAUUAAAGGAUAAGAGGAUAUUCUAGAUCCUCGAUCCUUUUGAUUCUAAGCCAUCCAAGUAUGAGGUAAGAGUAUUCUGUUUCGAUAUUCAUUGUUUAAAUGGCGAAAUCAAGUUUCUAUGAAAUAUUCUCACAUAGUCAAUUUUACCUUCUAUCAGAAUAAUGGAGACUAUUAAGUCUUUGAUGAGCAUUCGAGGACAUCUUUUUAUUUUAUCGAAAUAAAAAGAUUAUUGAAGAAGAUUAUCGAAUUACUUCUAUUUAUCAUUUUAAACUUGAUAUUGCUCACACAGCGUUCAGAGUAAAUGAAUUUUGGGGGAAUUUUGGUGAAAUCGAUUUCACCAAAGUCUAUUUUCUUGCUUAAAUAAUCAUGAUUUAAAGCUAGAAUAAAAAUGUUAAAGGUACACACCGAUGUUACAGCGAGCAAAAUCUUAAAAGCAAAUUGUGUUACUACAGAGAAGAAAAAAAAAUACGGAAAUACAUAAAAAAUGCGGAAUAAUAGUAAAGUUUAUUGAAUGAAUGAUGAAUAAUGAUGAAUAUGUUUAUGUACGUGGUUGAUAACAGUUUCAUGUGCGUGCUAUGUAAAUUCAUUUUGAAAACGGCAUAAAUCAUUCAUUGAAAGUCUAAAACGAACAAAAUUUUCUUUUUACUUUAAAUAUUAUAUUUUCUAUUUAAAUAUUCUAUUCCAAUAAACUAAUUUAAAGCUAGUGUAAGUAUAUUUUUGUUUUAUUUAAAUCAUAUUCUUAUAUCGUUUUCAAAAUGAACGUUUCGGUUGUGAGAAUCUUUUGUAUGUGAAUCCCGUGUCUCUUCGCAGAGUUUGACAAUUAAGGAAUUUUUCGCGUAAUUUCCGCGAUCAUGCGAAACUGACGUUUCACAUGUAUAGAGAAAGGGAAAGGAAGAAAGAAAAAGAUACAUUUCUCUGAAGCGUUGUGCAUUCGCAGUGUGCUGACGUUGCGCAACAAUUGUCAAUUUUAUAAUCUACAUGUGUCUCGUACCUACUAUAAAACAUACGAUUUUCCUUCAUAGGGAAAGUACACAGUUGGGUAUAUAUUUAUUAUAUACUGUGACGCGAAUUCAGAUAGUAUCAGGGUCAACUACCAUACCCUAUUUCUGUAAAUGUCAAAAUCGCGCAGAAAUUAACUUUCUAAUAUUUUAGAACAAUAUGGAAAUUUAUAAUAAAAGAUUUACAGACCAUGACAUUUGACGUAAUGAAGUUAAUACAUAUGCAGAAUAUCGAAAAAGUCUCAGAACAAUCUGUGAUUUAACAAUCCGAGUCUUGAAUCAUCAAAAUCUUUGAUACUUUGAAAAAAAGUUCUUGAAACAUAAGAUUAUGAUGAAAUUUUCGUGUUCUAAAAAAAUCGAUUCGUUUCGCAUUAUCGCAGAGGCUUUGAUUCCGCGCUGAAUAAGAUCUCGGCUUUUUAGAACGCCAGUCUAAACUCCGGUAUUCAUGUAUCUCUUGAAAACUUCGCGAACACUUCGGUAUUGCGAAUGGCGUGUGAUUCUGAAAAACGGAAACGGUUCUUUCAAUCUUUUUGGAAUCUGUUGUGAGAUGUGAAUAUAUACGUAUAAAUUGUUUCUAAAAGACUGUUCAUACUGCACGAUGUGCCGCAAUUUCGGACAUAAUUGUCUAAUAGUGUGUAUAUAUCGCGCUACUCGAAUACAAUAUAUUAAAGAACCUUCCAUUCAGUCGUGAUUACGGCAGUGAUGCAAGAUGUCUAUUAAAAUUGUUUAAUUCAACGAGGAAAAAUGCAUAUAAUCGCAUUCUUGUUCCUUGCAUCGAAAUCUUUAAGAAGUACAUAUAUAUACACACAGGGUAUUCUAAAUAUACAUACAGAAUAUUCCCCGUAUAUUUCUUUUACCUAAAGAUUCCUCGACCAAUUUGGAGUUGAUGUUUCAGGAGAUAUAUGCAAAAUUACUUCACAAGAAAAAAUUCAAAUCGAAUCCGUGUUGGUUAAGGAAUCCGCCCAUUAAAAAAAUAUAUAUUGUGAUAUCUCAAAGGUUCCCUUUUUCUAAUCGUAUUUUUCUCAGAUUUGUAUAUGUACCAUGUGGUUAAUUCAUUACUUGACGCAGACGUUUCCGCCCUUUUCUUAUAUAUACCGCGAGUGCAAUAUAAUAUUAUGGAUUACUUUUGAUUAUACACGUAUACUAGACAAGUAAUAUUAUAUGUCUUUCACGUAAUAGAUAAUUAAUUAAAAGAAAUUAAAAGAAA
Solenopsis invicta (red fire ant) is the source of this 3203-nucleotide messenger RNA. Its product is annotated as dnaJ homolog subfamily C member 8. Bases 55 to 834 code for a protein of 259 amino acids. Gene Ontology annotation, cellular component: nucleus. The transcript has 6 exons. The record is from RefSeq and is a predicted model, not a curated record. Lineage: Eukaryota; Metazoa; Arthropoda; Insecta; Hymenoptera; Formicidae.